AUGAAUCGCGGAUCCAAGUUUAUAGUGACUGUUACGAGCUCACAAACGCGUCGAACGCUUGCGACAACGGCGUAUACGCAUGCGCGAGCGUCGAAUGCACUCCAUUCGGCCUCGUCGGAGCGUGAAGCGGCUGCAGCGAAAAGGGCUGCAUCGCAAGACUAUAAUAGGGAGCUCUACAGUGGCACUCAUACGUCGUCUUCGAACGAGAGUCCCAAAUACGUCCAUGCGACGGCGCCACAAUCCCAAGGAGAGAAAAUUUCGGAUCCUCGUGUGAAGAAACAAGACCACGGAGAGUCACCUGGUCCAUUCCCUACAUCAGGACUCUACACACAUCACCCACCCGCCUCAGAGGAGCUCGUCGCAAAGUUGAAUGAUACCAAGGGAGAGGCGAGGAUGAGUAGUGCGAGUGUGUCACCUGCGCAUCCUACGACAACGACGACAAAGGAUCAAGGUGGUGGAUUGGGUCGCGCGGGUGAGGUGCCAAGGAGCGAAGAGGGGGUGGGGAGUAGCUCGGCUGUAAGGUUCCGGAGUGCACCUGGCGAGAUGGCAAAAGGUGGAGAUGGUGGGCUUGGAUUGAUGAAUAAGGGAGAUUCUUAA
Molecule: messenger RNA, 597 nt
Organism: Serendipita indica DSM 11827
Lineage: Eukaryota; Fungi; Basidiomycota; Agaricomycetes; Sebacinales; Serendipitaceae
Source: the annotation of a GenBank genome assembly